This is a messenger RNA of Spea bombifrons (plains spadefoot toad), 3391 nucleotides long. RefSeq names its product NLR family CARD domain containing 3 (gene NLRC3). Lineage: Eukaryota; Metazoa; Chordata; Amphibia; Anura; Pelobatidae. The transcript is spliced from 18 exons. Gene Ontology annotation, cellular component: cytosol. The record is from RefSeq and is a predicted model, not a curated record. Gene Ontology annotation, biological process: regulation of apoptotic process; negative regulation of canonical NF-kappaB signal transduction. Gene Ontology annotation, molecular function: protein binding. The coding region runs from base 118 to 3327 and encodes 1069 amino acids.
GGGAAUAGAGGGGGCACCUGAGACCUGCAGGAGAUCAGAGGAAUGCUGCCGCUGACCAAAGCACGGACUCUGACUUAGCUGGGACAAAGUAAACCGCUGGAAUUCCGAAACAAUGACAUGGAAGGCCUAUGGAUACUCCGGUACAUGAGGCAACUGGCUUCUUGUGCCUGUCAGGUAUCUUUGGACGAGAUCGUUCUGAGACUUCAGGAACAACAAGCGCUGACCGAGGAAGAGACCCGGCGGCUGCAGGAGUUCACGGCGACGCCAGCGCGUGCCGAUGCCCUCGUGGAUACGUUGGCGAAGAAGGGAAAGAGCUACCUGCAAGCCCUACAGAACUGCAUAGAAAACAGUCAUUCCUUCCUGUACCUGCGCAUGCGGCACUAUGACCCGCUGGUCCUGACGCAUUUGGAGAAGGUGGAGACCAAGGACCAGCACUCGCCAUUGACCCAGCUUGACUCCCUGCUGAUGGUGGAAGGUCUCACCGAUGCCCAGCUUCAGGAACAUGACUUCAUCCAGCUGGAGCUAGGAGAGACGGGACGGGGAACCCCAAGGAAAUUGUCUCUGGAGAAACUGCUGAUGCCCCUCUCGCUGGUUACUCUGCCCCCUCGCGUUACUCUUACCCUGGGGGUAGCAGGAGCUGGUAAAAGCACCCUGGUCAGAUUGUUUGUGGAGAGAUGGAUUCGGGGUGAAGUUUGCCCCAACAUCACAUGCGUGAUGGCUGUGAACAUCUGGGAACUGAACAUCUAUGACCGUCUCUCUGUGGAGCGACUGGUACGCCUCGCCUGCCCGCGUUAUUCCGCCCCACCCGCCGGGUCUCUUCUUAUUUUGGAUGGCCUGGAUGGGUUGCGGAAUCCUUUGGAUUUCUCGGAAUCUAUAGCAUGUACUGACUCUAAGAAAGAGCUCCCCCCGGAAUGUAUAAUAACCAAUAUCCUACGUGGGAACCUUUUGCCAGAGACCUCUGUUUGGGUGACAUCGAGGCCAGGGGCCGCGGCCUGUAUUCCGGGGGGGCUCGUGGACCGGAUGACAGAGAUCCCUGGGCUUGGGACCGGAGAUAUUGCAACGUUUUUGAGACGCCUACUACCAGGGAGCAAUGGCUUAGCCCAGCGUGUCUGGGAUCACCUGCAAUCUCACCGCUCGUUACUGACAUUGUGCUCCGUGCCCGGUUUAUGCCACUUAAUAGGGACCUCUCUAGGAUAUAUGCUACUUACUCAGGACUCCCCAUAUCUGCCAGGAACAUUGUCCGCUAUCUACUCAUGGUAUCUGAAGGCUCAGCUAAGUGACAGAGAGGGCUCAGAACAACUUGGAAGUGUGCGGAGGAUGGUGGGCAGUUUAGGAAGACUGGCCUUCAAUGGCCUGGUCAGGAGACAGUCGGUUUUUUACGAGUCUGAUCUGAAGUUUUGUGGCAUCGAGACAUCAUUGACUCCCGGCGGCAUCGCUUCCCGGCUACUGGUGUCCCAGAGCUCCCCUUCCUGCGUCUCCUACUGCUUCUCACACCGCUCAUUGCAGGACUUUCUGGCCGCCAUACAUUACCACUCAGCUGCCAAACGAGCCAUAUUUGACCUCUUUGCCGAUGGAGCGAUGUCCUGGCCCAAACUGGGCUUCAUGAGCCAUUAUAAAAGCGUUGUGCAGCGAGCUCUGCAGGCAGACGGUUUGCAGUUAGCCAUCUUCCUGCGCUUUCUCUCCGGCCUCCUUUCUCCUCGGGUAUUGAGGGACUUGUCCGGAUGCCUCCCUGGUAAGGAGGAACCAGGUGGGUAUCAGGGUCCGGCGGUGGAAUACUUGCACAGCAUCUUGUGCGCAGGAAAGGCUGUUUCCUCUGGAGCUGUGAACUUAGUGUAUUGCCUCCAAGAGAUGGGCAACACAGAACUGACGAGCGGGGUGGAGGAGGCGCUCAACAAUGGGACACUCGGGGGGAAGAUGAACAUGCUGGGGUGCUGUGCUCUGGCGUUCCUUCUGCGAGCAUCAAAAAGCUGUGCCCAGGAGAUCAACCUUUCCCAAUGCCUGACCUACAGCCUGGUGCAGAUCCUCUUGCCCCAGUUGCAGUAUUGCACCAACAUCAGAAUGGAAAAUAAUCAGUUCAAAGAUGAUGUGAUGGAACUCCUAGCCAGUGUUCUCCACAACAAAGACUGUGCCAUCCAAAAACUCAGCCUGGCCGAAAACCGUCUCUUUAACCGCGGUGUGAAGGCCCUCAGCAGAGCUCUGAUGGUGAAUCGCACUCUUUCUUCGCUCGACCUUCACGGGAAUUGUAUUGGCCCCAGCGGGGCCAGAGCUCUGGCAGAAUGUCUGAUGAACAAUCAGGUGUUGGUCAACCUCAAUCUGCAGAACAAUCAGAUUAAGUCUGAGGGAGCCCAAUAUCUCUCUGAGUCUCUGUUGGUGAAUCGGAAGCUGAAGGCCCUAAACGUACAGAAGAAUAAAAUUAAGGCAGACGGCUCGGAGAGUCUAGCAUUUUGCCUAAAACAGAACCAAGUUCUACAAGAGCUGUGGUUAUCCGGUAACACUAUAGGGGACGAAGGGGCAGCAGCUCUGGCCGAGGCCCUCACAGAAAACUCGAGCUUGAGGAUCCUUGAUUUGCAGAGCAAUUCAAUCAGCAACUGUGGCCUGAGUCGUCUGACCGAUGGCCUGAGCCACAACCACAGCCUGCGGCACCUCAACCUUCGGGAAAAUUCCAUCAGUAUUGAAGGUUCUCUGGCCCUGGCAGAAUCUCUUAAAAGAAACUGCACCCUGACACACUUGGAUCUGACUGCGAACCUUUUGCACGAUGAGGGGGUUGAAGCUCUUGCAGGAACCUUAAAGGAUAAUCGGAGCCUGGAGUCCCUACAUCUCCAGUGGAACUUCUUGCGGGUCCGAUCCGCUCGCUCUCUGGCUGGCGCUCUGCGGACCAACCGCUCCUUGCGUUAUUUAGAUUUGCAGGAGAAUGCCCUUGGAGAUGAAGGCGCCGCGGCUCUUUCUAACGCCCUGCGAGAGAACCCCACGCUCUCUGCUCUCUAUCUGCAGGGCACAGGCAUCGGACCAAGCGGGGCCCAUUCUCUGUCCGAGGCGCUGAUGGUGAACAAAGGCCUGACGACCCUUGACUUGCGCGGAAACAACAUAGGCUUGCGGGGAGCCAAAGCUAUAGCCGGGGCCUUAAGAGUUAACAGCAGCCUCCAGACUCUCAACCUGCAGGAGAACUCCAUAGGUCUGGAUGGAGCUAUUUGCCUCGCUAACGCCAUGUCCGGCAACCGCUCCCUCACCUGUAUCAGUUUGCAGGGAAACAAUAUCGGUCAGUCUGGAGCCAAGGUGAUCUCAGAUACUAUCAGAAGCGAAGCCCCGCACUGCAAAGUUGAAAUAUAAGGGAUAAAUACACCCUUAUCUAAAGAACUAUCCCGGAAUUGGUGGGACAAACCGGAAGAGAAAA